AACGGGAGGGUUGCCGCCGCCACAGCGUUGCUGCGACUAGAAAGCGAGACGCGACGGCUUAUUGGGCGGGCGUAAGUUGCUGGAUAUCAUACAGUAACUCCACUGUACAGAUCUGAAUGAAGAGUACCUUUUGGAAUUGUUAAGUACACGCGGACUGCUGAGAAUUGCGUCAGAGAAGCAUGUCCGUUUCUCCGCGGAUGCACAGGAGAGUGUAGCCGAGGAUGGCCGCGGACGUGAGGAAAAGAGGGAGUUCGGAGAACAGAGCUCCUGCCUCGGACGAUGAACAUGUGGAGAAUACGUCCCAAGACAGUGGAGCCCAGUCUCCAAGGUCCAUCCUUGCGCGGUUUUACGGAGCACUCCCUAAAUUACUCAUUAUUGCAGCUGUUCCCAUUGCUGCCUUUGGUUUCAGAUAUUACCAGCAGACGCAGCUUCUCAAACGGCAUGAGUCGGGUCUGCGAACACUGGGCACGGAGGGGCUCUUCCUCUUCUCCUCCCUAGACACGGAUCAUGACCUGUACCUCAGCCCGGAGGAGUUCAAACCCAUUGCAGAGAAACUCACAGGUAUCUCCCCUCCGGCAGACUUUGAGGAGGAAGUGGCCCAGGACCCCAAUGGCGAGACCCUGACAGUGGAGGCCAAACUGCAGCCUCUGCUCAUGGAAACCAUGACCAAGAGCAAGGAUGGAUUCCUGGGGGUUACCCACAGUUCCCUGAGCGGGCUGCGCUCCUGGAAGAAGCCUGCUGUGCCCUCCUUGGUCUUCUCCGCCAGCCAGUUCAGGGCCUUUCUUCCUCCUAAGAACAAGCUGGAAGUGGGGGAUCCAUGGUGGAUUGUGCCCAGCGAGCUCAACAUCUUCACUGGGUACCUGCCCAACAACCGCUACCACCCUCCCACACCACGUGGCAAAGAGGUGAUCAUCCACUCCCUGCUGAGCAUGUUUCACCCUCGCCCCUUCAUCAAAACCCGCUUCGCCCCACAGGGGGCGGUGGCCUGCAUCCGCGCUGUCAGCGACUACUACUAUGACAUCGUCUUCAGGAUCCAUGCAGAGUUCCAGCUCAAUGACGUCCCUGACUUCCCCUUUUGGUUCACCCCUGGCCAGUUCACUGGCAACAUUGUCCUGUCCCGGGACUCUUCCCAUGUCCGCGAGUUCCGCCUCUACGUUCCCACUGAUAGGUCCCUGAAUGUGGACAUGGAGUGGCUGUAUGGGGCUAGCGAGAGUAGUAACAUGGAGGUGGACAUUGGCUUCCUGCCACAGAUGGAGCUGCAGGCCGCGGGACCCUCCAUCCCUUCCUUCAUUCAGGAUGAGGAGGGGAACAUCAUAGACAGCCGGGGGGCUGGUGGGGACCCCGUGCAGUUUGUUUUUGAGGAGAUCCACUGGAGGUCUGAGAUUAGCCGCGAGGAAGCCGCCCGCCGCCUGGAGGUCAUGCUGUACCCCUUUAAGAAGGUGGCAUACUUGCCCUUCUCAGAGGCCUUCAAUCGGGCCCAAGCAGAAAAGAAGCUGGUGCACUCCAUCUUACUGUGGGGUGCACUGGACGACCAGUCCUGCUGAGGUUCGGGGCGGACUCUCCGGGAGACAGUCCUGGAAAGUUCGCCCGUCCUGGCUCUGCUCAACCAGAGCUUCAUCAGCAGCUGGUCCUUAGUCAAGGAGCUUGAGGACUUGCAGGCUGAUGUUAAAAAUUCCACCUUGAGCCACAUAGCUGGCCUCCACCUGGAGAAAUACAAUUUUCCAGUGGAAAUGAUGGUGGCACUGCCCAAUGGCACUGUGAUCCACCACAUCAAUGCCAACUAUUUCCUGGACCAGACGGCCAUGAGGCCAGAGGAGGAGGAGGGCACCAUGUUCAACUUCUCGGGGGGGUUUGAAGACCCCUCCACUGCUACUUACAUCCGUUUCCUUCAGGAAGGGCUGGAGAAAGCCAAAGAAUACCUGGAGUAAAGACAAGAAGGGGGCAGAGAAUGCUCGUGUGCGGGGGAUUUGUGCAGUGACAGCUCAUCAUGUCACAAAUACACCAGACAGAAGCACGAAAUGUUUCCCUGCGACUCGGAAGGGUUCUGGGAGAUUUUUGGUUUCCCAUUAUAGGCAGCUUAUUUUUCACUCCUUAUUAGUUUCACCUCUGCUCACUUUUAAUUGGCCUCAUGUGAUUUUCCACAAUGAAUUUAUACACACAGUUUUUGUUAGUGUUUUUCUGGCCAGAGUUUUUACACCAGCUGCUUUCUGUUCAUGGCCUGUAGUGUGUUGUCUAUACAAAAGAGUGAGGUUGAUUCCCUUGCUGCAACAUACAGCUCAGAAAGGUCUGGUUUUACUUCAUUAUAUAGCAUCUGUAAAGAGUGAAGCAGACUUGACCUGUUGUGUCGACAAAAUGUUAUAAGUAGCAUUGCUGCAAGGUGUGUGUAAUACAUUUUAACCUUGUAAAAACUGGUAAAUUAGCAAGGGUUUAUAACUGUACCUAUCUCCAGCUCAAUAGUUCAGACCUUGUGCCAUAGCAGUGUUGGUCUCAGUUGUUAACUAGACCAGUUGAAGUGAUGGCUUUCCCAGAUAUAUUUUUUUUUAUUUUAUUUUUUUUUUACAAACAUCAUAAGAUUUAUGCCAAAAAGCAAAGACUGCACUGCAAAAUAUUAAUCUUUAUAUAUUUUUUGUAUUGUUGUAUCGUGCAAUACGUAAGAAAAGCUGCAAUAAUGCAUUUUUUACAUGCUGUUUUACAUGUAAAAUGCUGUUUUUUGUGAAUAAUUGUAGUUCUACAGCUUGUCCACUAGGGUCGGUUUUGAACGUUGCUUUCUGGGCCUCAGCAAUUUGUGAAGGCCUGGUCUGAAAGCUCUCUGAGAGUGGGGCAAGGCCUGAUGUCAUUGCUGAAUUUUCCAGAAAGAGGUUUUCUACUCUAUUCCUAGUGGGAGGGGAGGAAGGGGGGCAGCAGCCCAAACAAAUAAACAGUAGAUGACAGCAGGGCUGGUUUUAAAGCACAUAGUCUGGUGGUUUUUGUUGAAUCCAAAAGCUGCAGAAAGAUGUAAUGUCUGUUUUCAACUUUCAGCUGUACCUUUUCUACAGCCUACUUCUACACAGGGUAACUGAAGUUCUCUAGGCCUUUUCAUACACCAACUAGGAAGCUAAUUGUACUGUCUGCCACUACAUGCAAAUUAUGGAGAUAAGCAAUCACCUAUCCAUUGUGCUAGCAGCUGGCUCAAUGUGGGUUCCAUCCCAUAAAGGCAGAUUCUGAAGUGGUAGCUGGCAUCCUCUCUUUUGCCUCUGAGUGGUCAGUAAGGAAUAUCAGAAAUGUAGAAAUGGUUCCAUUUGGUGCCUCAAGACAGUUGUCUCCAAAACUACCUGUGUAGUACAGACAUCCCAGUUCACUGCUGAGGAUUUCUGGAAUUCUUUGCAUCACUUGCUCACCUUUGGAAUAGAUGCUGAGUAGAAGUGGGUUGCAACACAACAGCAAAGUGUCUGCCUAACCACAGGCCACAGGAUAAAAGUGCCCUAAGU
This is a messenger RNA of Megalops cyprinoides (Indo-Pacific tarpon), 3467 nucleotides long. It is a transcript of the gene selenon, whose product is annotated as selenoprotein N. Gene Ontology annotation, cellular component: endoplasmic reticulum membrane. Gene Ontology annotation, biological process: skeletal muscle fiber development; calcium ion homeostasis. The transcript is spliced from 12 exons. NCBI's taxonomy places the organism in Eukaryota, Metazoa, Chordata, Actinopteri, Elopiformes, Megalopidae. The record is from RefSeq and is a predicted model, not a curated record.